This is a messenger RNA of Opisthocomus hoazin, 171 nucleotides long. NCBI's taxonomy places the organism in Eukaryota, Metazoa, Chordata, Aves, Opisthocomiformes, Opisthocomidae. The record is from RefSeq and is a predicted model, not a curated record.
AUGACAUUCCAGAUAAAGCUUUUGCGAUGUAAGCCUGAACAGCAGAUGAUGUAUGCUGGAAGCAAGAAUAAGCUUGUACAGACAGCUGAACUCACUAAGGUAUUUGAAAUAAGAAAUACAGAAGACCUAACUGAAGAAUGGCUGCGUGAGAAACUGGGCUUCUUCCAUUAA